Molecule: messenger RNA, 1105 nt
Organism: Dacryopinax primogenitus
Lineage: Eukaryota; Fungi; Basidiomycota; Dacrymycetes; Dacrymycetales; Dacrymycetaceae
Product: alpha-ketoglutarate-dependent 2-4-dichlorophenoxyacetate dioxygenase
Exons: 3
Coding region: 62-1015 (317 amino acids)
Molecular function (GO): oxidoreductase activity
Source: RefSeq, a predicted model, not a curated record
CACUUCUGGUUAUCUUCACAUCUUGUUUCUUUGCUGGCCACUCGAAAUUUGACUUUGAACAAUGGAGACUAUCCAGAUCGGUUCCAUCACUUGCAAGCCGCUGCACCCUACUUUCGCCGCCGAGAUCACUGGCGUCGACUUUUCCCAGGUGCCCCUGCCCCAGAAUGUCAUUGAUGAUCUGGUCACUGCGCAAAACCGCUUUGCCGUGACCGUUUAUCGUGACACUGGUCUGGAUGAUGCCCGUCACGUCAAGUUCUCUCAGCAGCUGAACGAAUGCGAGCUGUGCCCCAAGUUCGGCGGCCCCGCUCAGCCUGACAGGUUCUCCGACCCCCAUCUGUUCGACGCCGGCAACAUGAACCUGGACGGCACACUGAUCCAAAAGGACACCCGUCGGUGGUGGUACAACAAGGGCAAUGCGCUCUGGCACACGGACUCGUCGUUCAACCAGCACCGGUCCAAGUACUCCCUUCUCCUUGCUCACCUCGUGCCCAAGGACGGCGGAGACACGCAGUUCGCCGACGUGCGUGCGGCAUACGACGACCUCCCCCAGGAGAAGAAGGACCAGAUCGAAGACCUGGUGAUCGAGCACGAUCUCUGGUGGUCGCGCCAACUCGCUGCGCCCGAGGAGUUCGAGAGCGUCACACAGCACGAGAUGAACGCGAAGCAGCCUGCGUACCACAAGCUGGUUCAAGUCGGCCCAGGCGGACGGAAGACGAUGUUCCUCGCUGCGCACUCUAAGCGUGUUAUCGGCUGGAGCCAGGAGAAGAGCACAGAGCUGAUCAACGAGCUCAUCGCGCACGUUACGCAGCCCAAGUACACCCUCGCGGUCAAGUGGUAUCAUCCUGGCCAGCUUGUGUGGUGGGACAACAGGAUCAGCAUGCACCGCGCGACGCCCUUCUCUGACCAGAUGGAGAAGCGCGAUAUGCGCAGGACGACGGUGUUUGAUGAUGGCCCGUAUGCGUACGGGGUGCCCGAUGCUAAGCAGAUGGAGCUCGGCUCGCUGCCUCCCGCGUGAGCAGGAUCGAGAGGAAUUCGCUCGUUGUAUUAGGAAGGAUUAUUAUCUAUGUGCAUCAUUCGUUGUAAACCAGAAUUUAGUCGUUGGUCC